GCUAAACCCUCUGCCCUAAGCGGCCCCUGGUCACACUUUAAUUCCAGCGUGGGUGGCUUCCGUCUCCAAGUCCCACUUUCCAAAGUCAGCUUUUUCCAGAGGCCCAGGGCAGCAGUGUCCCUGGGACAUGUGGGUGGCCUCAGGGUCACAGCAUGUGGCUCCAGGGCUCGGUGGGAGCCACCCCAAGUGACAGCCAGUGAGCGGAUGCCAAGGAGUCCCAGGCCCAGCUCUGCAAAGCCGGUGGCCCCUGACAUGCUCCCGGCUGCCCGGCUGGGGACGCCGGAGGGGUCACUGCUGUGGGAAGCGCAGGCCUGUGCCUCGUGGCCCUGGGCCCUGGACCAGCUUCUGUGAAGCGGGCGCCUCCCUGGGCCCCCUGGGCCGGCGCCAUGGCAUUUCUGGAACUCCUAGACCAAGUAGGUGGCACGGGCAGGUUCCAGAUUCUCCAGCUGAUGGCCCUGGUGGUCCCCAUCGUCCUGCUCACCAUGCAGAACAUGGCAGAGAACUUCUCGGCCGACAACGGCACCAGCCAGGCCGGCGUCACAGGGGCCCUGAGUCCCCAGGCCCUCCUGGCUGUCUCCGUCCCACGGGGCCCCAACCAGCAGCCACACCAGUGUCUCCGCUUCCGCCAGCCGCAGUGGCAGCUCCUGGACCCCAACGCCACGGCCACCAGCUGGAGCGAGGCCGCCACAGAGCCGUGUGUGGACGGCUGGGUCUAUGACCGCAGCAGCUUCACCUCCACCACCGUGACCAAGUGGGACCUGGUGUGUGACUCUCAGUUCCUGAAGCCCGUGUCCCAGUCCAUCUAUCUGGCGGGGGUCCUGGUGGGAGCUGCAGUGUGUGGCCACGUCUCGGACAGGUUCGGGCGCAAGAGGGUGCUGACAUGGAACUACCUGCAGACUGCCGUGUCGGGGACGGUGGCUGCCUUCGCCCCCACCUUCCCCCUGUACUGCCUGUUCCGCUUCCUGGUGGCCUUCGCCGUGGCGGGCAUCAUGAUGAACUCGGGCAGUCUCCUGAUGGAGUGGACAUCGGCCCGGGCCCGCCCCUUGGUGAUGACCUUGAACUCCGUGGGCUUCAGCUUUGGCCAGAUGCUGAUGGCCGCGUUGGCCUAUGGUGUGCGUGACUGGUCGCUGCUGCAGCUGGCCAUCUCUGUGCCCUUCAUCCUCAGCUUUGUGUACUCAUGGUGGCUGCCCGAAUCCGCAAGAUGGCUCCUCAUCACGGGCAAGCUGGACUGGGGCCUGCAGGAGCUGCAGAGGGUGGCCGCCAUCAACGGCAAGAGGGCAGCAGGGGACGCACUGACCAUGGAGGUCGUGCUCUCAGCCUUGCAGGAGGAGGUGAGCAGGGGCCAGGACCCCGUCAGCCUGGGCACCCUGUUCUGCACACCCGGGCUGCGCCUCCGGACCUGGGUCUCCCUGAUGAUCUGUCAGGCUCCCGACAGGACGCGGCCGGCUCACCUGCCCACGGCCCCCAGGUUCGCCUUUGCCUUCACCUUCUACGGCCUGGCCCUGAACCUGCAGGCCCUGGGCAGCAACAUCUUCCUGCUCCAGCUGCUCCUCGGGGCCGUGGACCUCCCGGCCAAGAUGGGCACACUGCUGCUGCUGAGCCGCCUGGGCCGCCGCCCGCUGCAGGCCGGCUCCCUGGUGCUGUCGGGGCUCUGCGUCCUGGCCAACACCCUGGUGCCCCACGAGAUGGGGGCCCUGCGCUCAGCCCUGGCCGUGCUGGGGCUGGGGGCGCUAGGGGCCAGCUUCACCUGCGUGAGCAUCUUCCUUAGUGAACUCUUCCCCACGGUGCUCAGGAUGACGGCGGUGGGCCUGGGCCAGAUGGCCGCCCGUGGGGGAGCCAUCCUGGGACCCCUGGUCCUGCUGCUGGGCGUCUAUGCCCCCUCACUGCCCCUGCUGGUUCACGGGACAGUGCCAUUGUUGAGUGGCCUGGCUGCACUCCUGCUGCCCGAAACCCAGAACUUGCCGCUGCCCGACACCAUCCAUGAUAUACAGAACCAGGCACUAAAGAAAGCAAGACACAGCCCUCCGAGGUGUGUGGUCCUCAAGGCCACCCAGCUCUAGCUCCUGGGACGCCUGCAAUGGACCAUCAGAGGAGGCUUCUCGUGUCCUCCAGAGGUGGCAGAAGAGAGCAAGGCCUCCAUUUCCAGAGCACAGAGGAGCCCCUCCCACACAGAAGGAGCAAAGGGCAGCUGGGCUGGCAGGAGGCCCUCCACCUAUCCUACCACCUGGCCUCCCUCUGGCUGCACAGACGAGAGGCCAGGGCCAGCGACACCCUGAUGCUCGCCACCCCUCUUGUCCACCUGCCCCAGGGGUCAAAGGUGACCAUCAUCUCCCCUGAUUUGGGGCAAGCAAUGGAGUCCGAGCUCCUCGGCUUCACCCUGAUGCCCUUGGCAGCCUGGCCUGGCCCACCCAGCCCCUCCCCAUGCCUCACCACACUCCAGCCACACGCCGGGCUUUGUGCUCUGCGGCAGCCCCACCUUCACACCUGAAAUCCUCUUGGCCUCCCAGGCCCAGGACAGGGCCCUCCUUCCGGGGGGCACAGCACUAGCCAACAGUGCUAGUGACACCCUGGCCCAAGGUCACAUCCACACACCCAGCUCCUCCCACCAACCAACAGAUGAGCUCAGGUGGUCCCACCCAGAGCUGGUCAGGGGGACAGUGGUAUGUGGGAUUGAAUAAAGAGUGAAAAAAGGAACAAA
Marmota monax (woodchuck) is the source of this 2698-nucleotide messenger RNA. It is a transcript of the gene Slc22a12, whose product is annotated as solute carrier family 22 member 12. Gene Ontology annotation, cellular component: membrane. Gene Ontology annotation, molecular function: transmembrane transporter activity. NCBI's taxonomy places the organism in Eukaryota, Metazoa, Chordata, Mammalia, Rodentia, Sciuridae. The transcript is spliced from 10 exons. Bases 387 to 2060 code for a protein of 557 amino acids. Gene Ontology annotation, biological process: transmembrane transport. The record is from RefSeq and is a predicted model, not a curated record.